CGCGAAAAUUGCCUUGGAAAUACAAUGAUAGCCGCGCGAACAUAGUGCGUCUUCAUAGCUUUAUUUCUUUUUUAAUAUCAUUUCCCCUCUUCUUCUUCCUCUUUCUUUUUCAUUUCACAUCUUCGUUUUCUUAGCUUAAUGUUUCUCUGAGCACCAAUGGCAUCCUCUCACCAGAGGAACAAGUCGAGCUUGUCGAAGAAGAAGGUUACUGAUAUCAAUGAUCAGUUUACAGAUCAAAAGACUUGUGCCAAUGUUGAGGGAGAGUUGACUAUGCCAAUUCAAGGGUCAUCAUUAGGUACAAUGAUAUUGAAUAUGGAUACAAAUACUGGUAGAAGCAGUGGACACAUUGACCAAACUGUAGCUGGACAAUUAUCUGCCAUAAAAGUCGGAAAAAGAACACGAAAAGAGAAUGAUGCUAAGCACCGUGCAGGAAUACGGAUCAAGCUGGAAGAACACAAAGAAAUGUCCAAUGAGUUACCACAAGUUAAACUAGAGCUUGAGCGUUCAAAAGAGCGUGAAAAAAUCAAGGAUGAACGGAUUGAAUCACUUGAAAAAAUGAAUGUUGUACAUAUUUCUGACACCAAGUCAUUGAUCAGCACCAAUGCAUCACAAACUCUGAUUAUCGGAUCUUUGACUAAUGACCUGCAUGAGGAGCGGAAAGGGAAAGAUGAAUUGAGAAGGGAGAAUGAUGCACUCAAGGAGGAGAAUGAUGCACUCAAGAAGGAGAAUGAACAGUUGAACAAUCUUAUGACCCAACAGUAUGUGGAUUCUCAUUUUUCUGAUCAAUUUCUAAAUCUGCCUGGACCUUCACAACCUAUGCAAACUGGCGGUGGCGAACGUUUAUCCCUCGGUGGCUGAAAGAAAUGACAUACAUGUCUCUUGAGGUAAACAGAGAAACAGAGAGAAGAAUUAGCUGGAGUAGUGAGUUGAUGAUCUGAUAUGGAAAAGCUUUUCCUGAAUUUGCAUUUGUCAAGUGGUGUAGCACUUUUGCUUGAACGUACGCCCUUCAUUUCUGGAUUUUUGAAAUCAUUGCUGAGACCUUCUUACGUAUGAAUUGUGAAAUCUUCUUAAACAAAAAGCUCGGCAUUUUUCUUUUUUUGAGGAAAACCAUAUUCAUAUAGUAUCAUUCAUUGAAAUAAUCUGAA
This is a messenger RNA of Tripterygium wilfordii, 1145 nucleotides long. RefSeq lists its product as uncharacterized. The coding region runs from base 157 to 858 and encodes 233 amino acids. Lineage: Eukaryota; Viridiplantae; Streptophyta; Magnoliopsida; Celastrales; Celastraceae. The record is from RefSeq and is a predicted model, not a curated record. The transcript has 7 exons.